This is a messenger RNA of Acanthoscelides obtectus, 655 nucleotides long. The record is from the annotation of a GenBank genome assembly. NCBI's taxonomy places the organism in Eukaryota, Metazoa, Arthropoda, Insecta, Coleoptera, Chrysomelidae.
UCAAAGGGCAGCCGCAACACGGACUUGGAUGAUACACAGAGUCAAAACAAGGAAGAUGACGUCCUGUUGGAUGCUGCUGAUAAUCAGAAACAAGAUGAAGCAAAUGGAGAUGCAGAAUGUGAGGACAAACACCCACCAUUCAAAACCCCAAGAUGGACUCCCAAACGCGUCCGACAAAAUGAGGACUCCACUGCACAAGAAGCUGUGAACUGCCUCAAGUCUCUAUCAAAAGUUGUUACAGCCAAAGAUGAGCAUUCAGUAUAUGGAGAUUAGGUUGCAAAUAAAAUAAGAAAUUGUGACAAGUCCAGGAUGGAGAUCUCUUUGGCUCAGCGCUAUAUAAAUGAUAUUUUAUUUCGAUUGGACAUGGGUCUGUUAGCUGCUGACCUUCAGACCAUUCAGAUGCCACAUCCACCUUCCACUUCCAGUUCUUCAUUCACAUCCCCAACUUCAUAUGUUUCGCAAAACACUUGUUUUUCGAAUCCUUCUACACCUUCUGCUAGUCUAGAAGUAGUUGGAGAUGUUCAACUUGAACAACAAUUGGAGUCAAGGGAUACAAUGAGCAAUGACAUUCGCGAUUUUGUUGCGAAUUAUACCACUUUAUAAAUGUUUCGCAUUGAUUUCAUAAAAUGUCUAAUUAAAUUAAACAUGUUUUGUG